Glycine soja is the source of this 1082-nucleotide messenger RNA. Its product is annotated as LOB domain-containing protein 38-like. The transcript has 2 exons. The record is from RefSeq and is a predicted model, not a curated record. Gene Ontology annotation, biological process: regulation of gene expression. The coding region runs from base 145 to 660 and encodes 171 amino acids. NCBI's taxonomy places the organism in Eukaryota, Viridiplantae, Streptophyta, Magnoliopsida, Fabales, Fabaceae.
UAUCCUUUCUGUUUCUAAGACUAGGUAAGUAUAUAUGACCAUUUAAUUAAGAUAUAUUGUCCCUAUACACUGUUCCAGUCUAGUAGCUAGAUAUACAAUAAUUAAGAUUGUUGUGUGGUGUGGAUCAAACUUAAGAAGAAAAAGAUGAGCUGCAAUGGUUGUCGAGUCCUCAGAAAGGGUUGCAGUGACGACUGCAUGCUACGACAUUGCCUAGUGUGGAUAGAGAACCCACAAGCCCAAGCUCACGCCACCCUCUUCGUCGCCAAGUUCUUCGGCCGUGCCACUCUCAUGUCUUUCCUUUCCUCCGUACCCUCCAACCAAAGAUCUGCUUUGUUUCAGUCACUGCUUUAUGAAGCAGUGGGGCGUACUAUAAAUCCAGUGAAUGGAGCAGUGGGGCUGUUGUGGACUGGGAACUGGCACCUCUGCCAAAUGGGCGUGGAGAAAGUGCUCCGAGGUGGUGCUGCAUUGACCCCACUCCCUCAAGUAAUAACAAGUGUGGAGAGAGUGAUGGUUGGAGGGGAAAUAAUAAUGUGUCACCAGCCCAAGAAGCAACAUGUGGGGACACCCCCUGAGGAGGAAUCCGAGAUCUCCACGUUCGGAAGUAGACCACUGGAUUCUGCCCCUCAAAGUCAAACCAACCUCCUUACACUAUUCUUCUAAUCAUGUUGUUAAUCAAUCUUAUUAGGAUAUUGAUAAAGAAACUAAAAAAAUAAUAUUUAUCCUAAAAAUUAUAAGAGUAAAAAAAAAAAUUAUAAACAACAUAAUUUUUGGUCUCUCAAUAAAAAAAACAUUUAUAUUUUUAAGUUUUUUAACCACUAUCCUAAGAACACCGAUUAGCAUUUAUCUUCUUCUAAUAGCUUGUUAAGCUUAUUGUUUAUUAUUAUUAUUAUUAUUGGAUGAGUAUCUAUUAAAUAUUACUUUUGUCAAUGUUUCUGACUAGCUAGCAUAACAACAAUAACAGGAGCAAACUUAGGUGUAACUCUUUAAUGUUAUCUUUUAUUUUACUUUCUUAUUUACCAAUACAAUCUGCUGUAAGUAAGGACUAAUUAAUGGGCAUAAGCAAAAUCUUUCUUGAUUUCUUA